Messenger RNA from Manihot esculenta (cassava), 1486 nucleotides. RefSeq lists its product as uncharacterized. The record is from RefSeq and is a predicted model, not a curated record. The transcript has 2 exons. Lineage: Eukaryota; Viridiplantae; Streptophyta; Magnoliopsida; Malpighiales; Euphorbiaceae. The coding region runs from base 70 to 681 and encodes 203 amino acids.
GUCUCUCGAGCACCUUUGAGACAGAGAGACAGAGAGACUGCGAGAGCUCUUUAGAAGAAAGAAAAAAACAUGGUGGGGAUUUCUUGUGAACAAGACUCUUGGGUUUCUUCAAGAAACCUAAACCAAGAAGAGGAUCAAACAGAAUCCUCAUAUUCUCAAGCAAAUCCAGAUCAAGGUGAUGUUUUUUAUGAAGAAACUGAUGAAAUAUGGCAGAAAGUGAAUCAAGCCGCCAUUAACAAUCACGACAACAGCUGUAGCAGAGGUACCUUCAGCUCAAAAAGCAGGAGCAACAGCAAGAAGAAGAAGAACCAGGUGUUGCUUGAAGGGUAUGUGGAGGUAGCUAAUACUAAUGAAGAUGAUUUGAAGAGGACCAAGAGCUUGACAGAUGAUGAUCUUGACGAGCUUAAAGGGUGCUUGGAUCUUGGAUUUGGUUUCAGCUAUGAUGAGAUCCCUGAGCUUUGUAACACGUUGCCAGCUCUUGAGCUUUGUUACUCCAUGAGCCAGAAGUUUCUUGAUGAGCAGCACAAGUCUCCUGAGAGAAGCUCUCCUGCUGCUGAGACAGCAUCUAGUCCUAUUGCUAACUGGAAGAUCUCUAGUCCUGGUGACCAUCCAGAAGAUGUUAAAGCAAGGCUCAAAUUUUGGGCACAGGCUGUGGCAUGUACUGUUAGAUUGUGCAGCUGAAAGACAUUUAAGAAUUGAAUGAUCAUUCAUUGACAUGAAAGAAAAUGGAAUGCAAAUUUUCUCAGAAAUGGGAAAUCAAAAGCCUGGACUUUCAUGAAAAGUCCUGUGCUCCGCUGUCAAUUCCAAUGCAACUUCUUGCAGGAAUCAAAGUGCUGGCGCUUUCUCUAGCUGGGAAUGGGCUGGCGUUCGGUUUUAUAAUAGAAGAAGAGACAUGCUUCAGGUUUGAAAUUAACCGAAUACUCUUAUGAGUACAAAGACUGAUUAUUGUAUAAAAUGCAUUCAAAAUAAGAAAUUUUAAGAAUAAAAUUAUUUCUGCUUCAUACGAUUCAUGUUGUUGCUAGCUAGUUAGUGAUUGAUGUGGCUAUAAGUUUGUUCCAACAAGAGCUGUUGGUUUUUAUGCAGUGGUGAUAGCCUCCAAUAUAGAGCCUUCACCAAAUAGCUGCUGACCUCUGCAUUUGCUGAGGUAACUAAUCUAACUAUGUUAAGUGUGUAUUUUUGUUAUUGUUGAUGCUUGAAUGAGAUGAUGCCGUGAUACUGACAGUAUGCGUCUGCUAACUACUGACUCGUGAUAAUCCAUCUCGUGGAUAGAUGAACUACCCUAUUUGACUGGUAUAGUGAAGGCUGCCGGAGAGAAGGUGGGGAGAAGUGAAGAUGAAGAAUUGCAAAUUUUUAACUCUAGACAUCAAUGUUAACCUGAUCAUCUUCUUUAUUCUACUUUCAUUGUCUUCACGAAUUGUAAAUGAUUGUCUUUGGAGACUAUUGUUUCUAGUUGUGACAAAUUCAAUGGAAUUUUUGUUGUUUGUUA